This is a messenger RNA of Acinonyx jubatus (cheetah), 4763 nucleotides long. It is a transcript of the gene GCC1, whose product is annotated as GRIP and coiled-coil domain containing 1. Gene Ontology annotation, cellular component: Golgi apparatus. Lineage: Eukaryota; Metazoa; Chordata; Mammalia; Carnivora; Felidae. The record is from RefSeq and is a predicted model, not a curated record. The coding region runs from base 879 to 3206 and encodes 775 amino acids. The transcript has 2 exons.
CUUGGCACAUAGGAUGGAGGUCUUGGCUAUAGGGUGCCGUCUACAUGUAUUUGUUGAAUCAACACAACAGAACUCAGGAAGGGUGCUAAUAAUUAUACUAGAUGUCUAGGAGUUGCCAAAACUGUCCCGUCAAGGGUUGAAGUUUUCGUGUUCUAAAAGGGAGUCUUAAUUGUUGAUCUUUAGAGACAAAGGUGUUGAGCCGCAAAUGCGGGGACGCGUCGCUCAUCCGGGUGUUUGGUAAGGACUUAGUGCCAUGUUGCCCACUCUCUCUCGCUCAUCGUAAUCCUAGGGUACUCCACCAAACCAUAAUCACUCCCGAGUUUUUGACUUCGCGGGCCCUGCGUUCAAAGCGCAGCUACGCUCUGGACCGGCUCUCUCCCACUCCCCCGGCGAAAUAGCCCCACCCACCUCGCGCCCACUAGGGGCGGAACCUGAUGCGUCGCGGUGUCGUCACUUCCAGCGGACCCGGAAGCGUCGUUCUCGGGCAGCUCUACUUAGGAAGUCUUGAUGGGGUUACGUUCGGUUUAAACUCUUGGCCGAUCGUAGGCUGAGGGCCGUCUGGGACUGCUGUGACCCGGGCAAGCAAGGAGCUCGGAGCAGCCUCUGAGACAGUACAGGCGAGCCCUCGCCGUGUGCUGCUCUCGUCCCGGCGUCGCCCCGCCUCUAAGGUAGGACCCGCCCCCGCCCUCGGUGCCUGGGACCUGGCGGGCGCUUCUGCUAGGCUGCACGGUACCCGGCAUCCGGUCUCGGACAGCUAGGAGGAGCGGGCGUGCGGCUGUGGGGACAAGUCUCUUUUUGUAGUUUACUGUCCCCGCCAGGGUCUUCGCGACCCUCUUCUGAGCUGCCAGAACGCUGACGUCGAGUAACCCGUUCUGAACAUGGAGAAGUUUGGGAUGAAUUUCGGGGGCGGACCGAGCAAGAAGGACCUGUUGGAAACCAUUGAGACGCAGAAGAAGCAGCUUCUCCAGUACCAGGCACGUCUCAAGGAUGUGGUCCGUGCCUAUAAAAGCUUACUGAAAGAGAAGGAGGCUCUAGAGGCCAGCAUUAAGGUGCUGUCGGUAUCCCAUGAGGCAGAUGUGGGCCUCACAGGUGUCCAGCCUCCAGGCCUCACUUUUCCUGACUCUGUAGAUGACCGAUGCUCCACUCACAGCGAGGAUAGCACUGGGACCGCCACCAGCUUGGAUACUGCGGCCAGUCUCACCAGCACCAAGGGUGAGUUUGGGGUAGAGGAUGACAGACUGGCUCGUGGACCACCACCUCCAAAGUCUGAAGAGGCCAGCGGGUCGGAGAGUGGCGUCAGCAGUAGCAGUGGGGAUGGACCGUCUGGGGGUGGGGAAGUGGACAAACGACUGCACCAGCUGAAGACUCAGUUGGCUACUUUGACCAGCUCUUUGGCUACAGUCACCCAGGAGAAGUCUCGCAUGGAAGCGUCUUACCUGGCAGACAAGAAGAAGAUGAAACAGGACUUAGAGGAUGCCAGUAAAAAGGCAGAGGAGGAGAGGGGCCGUCUGGAGGGAGAAUUGAAGGGGCUGCAGGACCAGAUCGCAGAAACCAAAGCCCGGCUUAUCACCCAGCAGCAUGAUCGGGCCCAAGAGCAGAGUGAUCAUGCCUUGAUGCUUCGUGAGCUCCAGAAACUGCUGCAGGAGGAGAGGACCCAGCGCCAGGACUUGGAGCUUCGGCUAGAAGAGACCCGAGAAGCCCUGGCGGGGCGGGCAUAUGCAGCUGGUCAGAUGGAAGGGUUCGAACUGCAGACCAAGCAGCUGACCCGUGAGGUGGAGGACUUGAAAGGUGAGCUGCAGGCUCUUCGAGAUGAGAAGAAUCGGCCUGACCCUCGGCUGCAGGAGCUUCAGGAAGAGGCCGCCUUCCUGAAGAGCCAUUUCCAGGCUCAGUUGCAGCAGGAAAUGAGGAAGACAGCCCUUGCAGAAGAUCAACUACGCCAGCAAUCUCAGGUGGAAGAACAGAGGGUGGCGGCCCUGGAGAAUCAAAUAUCCGAGGUGUCGGAACUGCUGGGCACCUAUGAGAAAGCCAAGCAGAAGGACCAGCUGGCCAUCCAGAAGCUAAAGGAGCGCAUUCUGCAGCUGGACCUGGAGAACAAGACCCUGGCUCUGGCAGCCUCCAGCCGGUCCCCUCUCGACGGCCAUGGAGAGGAGUCCAGUCUGGAUGUCAAUGUCCUGAAGGAUAAGAUGGAGAAGCUGAAGAGGCUGCUGCAGGUUGCAGCCAGGAAAAGCCAGGUGACCCUGGAUGUGGAGAAGCUCUGUGACCUGGAGAUAAUGCCCAGCUCAGAGGCUGCCGACGGGGAGAAGGCCUCUGUGCUCUACUACCAACAGGAGCUGAAACAGCUGAAGGAGGAGUUCGAGAGGUACAAGAUGAGGGCCCAGGUCGUCCUCAAGAGCAAGAACACCAAAGACGGUAAUCUGGCCAAGGAGCUGGAGGAAGCCCAGGAACAGCUUGCGGAACUGAAGGAGAAGUAUAUCUCCCUGCGGCUGUCCUGCGAGGAGCUCGAGCGCCAGCACCAGCAGGAGGCUGAGGACUGGAAGCAGGAGCUGGCCCGGCUGCAGCACCUCCACCGGCAGGAGCUGGAGCGCAGCCAGCUGGACUUCCGGGACCGCACGCUGAAGCUGGAGGAGGAGCUGCACAAGCAGCGGGACCGGGCCCUGGCCGUGCUGGCCGAGAAGGACUUGGAGCUGGAGCAGCUGCGCUCUGUGGCCUUGUCCUGCGGGCUACCAGGGCGCAGGAGCCCUGUGGGUGGCGGGGGGCCCGGGGACCCGGCUGACGCGUCUUCCCCAGACAGCCUGACCCAGGCGCUGCAGCUGGCUGCGGCCAAUGAGCCCACUUUCUUCCUGUAUGCCGAGCAGUUGGCCCGCAAGGAGGUGGAGAUCACAUCGCUGAGGAAGCAGAGACACAGGCUGGAGGUCGAGGUGCAUCAGCUGCAGGACCGGCUGCUGGAGGAGGGGGAGCGCCAUCGCGAGGAGGUUGGAGCAUUGCAGAGCCACAUCGAGAAGAAUAUCAGGGACCAGAGUAGGGAGGGAGCCAACCUGGAGUACCUCAAAAACAUCAUCUACCGCUUCCUGACCUUGCCUGACACCCUGGGCCGCCAGCAGACGCUCACGGCCAUCCUGACUAUCUUGCAUUUCAGUCCAGAGGAGAAACAAGUGAUAAUGCGUCUCCCAACCAGUGGUAGCUGGUGGCCUUCUGGCAAGAGAUGAUGCCAUUUUCACUGACUCCUGAAAUUUCUGUGCCUCUUACGUGGGAAGGGACAGACUGGUUUCUACUGCCUCUUCUCUUACAUUAUCAUUUUUUUCUUCACUGUGUAUUGAAAUGGGAGAGUCUUAAUUGUGGGAUGGGAUUUUUCUGCCAAAUGCCAUUAAUGCCACAUUAUCCUGGGGCCCUAGAGAUACUGGAAGAGUCCCAACAUCUUGGGGUGGUGUGUUUGUGAGGGGAAGAGGGGGCGAGAGAUGAAGGUUGAGAAGUGCCAAAGUUGGGGAAGUGGUGAGAAUCUUUUAAAAUAAGACUUUUUGUUUGAGUACUAUGCUCCUAGCGCAGAACCAGGAGUAAAUGUGACUCCAAAGGGAGUUCAGUUAUUUCUAAACACUCUCGGGACCAGCGGUUUACUCCCCAUCUCAUCACAAUCUGAGUCUGGUCCACCGCUGCCCCAAUUUUCUGGGGAUGUAAAUCCAGGCUGGAGAGGGAUCAAGAAGUUUCAGAUAGUGACAGAUUGUCCACUAUUAUCCACACAUUCUUCAGUCCUGGAACUGGGAGGCUUGGUCUAGUUGGGACUGGAUAACGACCUAAUCUGGACAAAACACAUCACUGUGAGCAUCCUGUAGGGGGCGCUGAGCACCACUUCGGUCUUCGGGAUUUCCUGAGUAGCCUGCUUUUGGCCUGGAUAGGGAUAUGUUAGGUCUCUCACAUUUGACCCUGCCUUAACCUGUCUGCCUAAGAGUGGGCUGAGAUGAAUGACUUUGCGGUCUUUUCCUCAGCGUUGAACUUUGAUUAAGAAAAAAACCCGGUCUUCUUAUGAGAGUGGUCAGAUUGGGAAACUCUGACCCUGUCUGGAUACAAAGAAAUAGCUCAGAGAUUUACAACCUCCCCCCUCCCCAGCUGUUUCUGCCCUUAUAGGACAGGGAAGAGGAGGGGGAUUUGCUGAUUCCAGAAGAUUGCUGUGACUCUCACAGGAAAGUGGUGGAAAUUCAGCCAAGGGCCUGGAGUGCUUGCUGCCCCGUGGAUAGCAUUCUGGCUAAAUCUCCAUGUCCCUGCAGCCAGGGUGUUCAUGGGUUACUGUCACCAGGGUAUUUUGCCUCUAGGGGUUAAUAUAGUUACAGUGCACACUCCUUGUCUUUCCUACAUGCGUCACUAUAAUUUUCCCUCCUUCCUGCAAUUUUUUAUAUUUGGUCUUGUGUAAGUAGGUUUAUUCUGCACUUCAGGAAAGGGGGGUUCAGGCAUCUGGAAAGGGGGAACUCAGAAAAGUUGGGUUCAAACAGUAUCAGUUCCCCUAUUUUUUCCUUUCCCCAUCUUCUCUUGCUGGUUAUAGAGAUCUUUGGACCCCAAAGACUGGUGCUUUGCCACUGACUGGACUAAUGUAUAUCCUUCUCUUAUGUCAUCAUAGAGAUCUGCUUUGUGAGGGUUUGGGAUGCAGGAGACUUUGAUGAAAUGUUCUGAUUGGGAAGCUGGGUGACCUGCACUAUCUAUAAACAGCAGACUUAAUGAAACAUGCAAUGUGUCCAAGUGAUAAACUGUGGAAUCAUUAAAUCUGAACAACCUGA